AGGUUAAGAGCAGAGGUUUACUAGGCCAAAGAAAGAGAAUAGCUCUCUGUUGCAGAGAGGGGUCCUGGAGAAAUGGGUUACCCCAGUUGUCUUAUUUAAAUGGUUACCCAUCAGAUUUUAAUUUUAUCUUCUCUUUGAGAGCUUGGUAAUAAGAAGCACUUAAAUCACUCCAAAGAAGACUUUAAAAAGGGAGCAGUGAAAAGGUCUUAAUAAUUUAUUGAUUGAAUUAAGAAAUACUAGCUAAUUAAGAAUCUGAGUCUAAACAGCACAGAUUUUUUCUUUCUGCUUUUAAAUUGUGUUUUAAAAAAAGAGACAGGGGGCUGGGCGUGGUGGCUCACGCCUGUAAUCCUAGCACUUUGGGAGGCCGAGGCGGGUGGAUCACGAGGUAGGAGUUAAAGACCAGCCUGGCCAACAUGGCAAAACCCUACUAAAGAUACAAAAAAAAAAAAAAAUUAGCCAGGCGUGGUGGUGGGUGCCUGUAAUCCCAGGUACUUGGAAGGCUGAGGCAGGAGAAUCUCUUGAACCCAGAAGGCGAAGGUUGCAGUGAACCGAGAUCAUGCCAUUGUACUCUAGCCUGGGUGACAAGAGCAAGACUCCGUCUCAAAAAAAAAAAAAAAAAAAAAAAGAAGUAGAGACAGGGAGACAGGGUCUCACUGUGUUGCCUAGGCCGGUCUUGAACUCCUGGGCUCAAGUGAUUCUCCCACCUUGACCUCCUAAAUUGUUGGGAUUACAGGUGUGAGACAGUGCACCUGGCCGAAAUAGCUCAAGUUUCUGAAAAACAAAUCUGAAUCUAUUUGUUAUUCUUAGCGUCACUGGUCUGGCUUUCAGAAUUAACAUACAAGGUUGCCACACCUAGUUCUGCCCAGCUUUAUGUCUUUUAUUCCAGUAUUCCACCAAAGUUUGUUUUCCUGCAUUCCAGUUCUCAAGUCUUAAGAUAAAGAUUGUACUUGACAGUUUAGUAUAUCCAUAAAACUAUUUGAGGUGGUUAAGGUUCUUGGGUUCAUUUUCCUUAAUACUUUGCUGAAUAUUGUAGAUUGUAGGCAAUGAAAAAGUCUACUAAAUUAGGAAAACCUUGAAUAAUUAGGUAUCCUAGGUAAGAGCCCCUAAACAUCAAGCAAUCUGUGAGUCUGUAAAGAAAUAAAUAUUUUUUGGAUUAUUCUUAUCUAAUUCCACCCCUGUUGGAAGAUGAUUUCUUUGUUCUUUGCAACUAUGGAAGCUGUGAAAAUCAUCACAAGUGCCUCUGAAAGCGAGUGUUAGGUUGGUUAGAGGGUUUAAUAUUUUCUGCAAUGGUUUGUAGGAAUUUUAAUAAAUGUAGUAUAUUUUCUGAGAUGAUUUUGUAAAAGUACUAUUUUAAAUAUCAAAUCAACCAAUAAAUUCACAUUUGUGUUAGGAACAGAAAUAUGGUUUAUAUCUUUGCUGGCUUGGUUUCCUUUUUCUUAAUGUCUCUGGGAGGCUUAUUCCUUCAUUGUGGAAAUUUUAGCUAUUUAAACAUGUAAAUUUUUCUUUCUACAGCCAGGUAACUAUAAACACAGCCAAUAGAUUUUACACAAAGCAAUCCUAGAAGUAUCAGAAUGGGUUUUGAAAAGUUCAAGUCCAUCAUGUGAUCAUGUUUGGCUACUUUAAAAAAGCAAAAAAGUUCAAGUCUAACGAUCCCAUUUGUGAAAUCCACAGAGCAGAAAGAAAGGAAGCUUUUACUAUUUUAACUAUCUCUUGAACGUGAAAAGUUAUUGAUGCAGUGAGGUCGAAUGCACACCUACUGCUUCCUAAGCUCUGGAACAUGAAUCUCCUUCCUCUGUCAUCUCCCCAGAAUUGGAACCUCCUUAAUCCAACCAUCUCACUAUUGGUCAGUCUAGUGAUUGAGAAAUAGGAAAAGCCACAGGUUGAAAUGAUGAAAUGUCAUUACACUGAAAGAUAAUACCAAAGUACAAAGUCCUAGGCACAGUCUUGUCAAUUCCCUCUUGUCUAAGUGGUGUGGCAAAUAUUAUUGUCACUUUUCAGAGAAAACUGAGGUGUAGAGAAAUAAAUAAAUGAAGUUUUUUACAGUCAUUCCACAAGUUACUGAGCAAGUCUUAGAAGCCCUGACUCCCCAAACCACAAAAUCUCCUUUGAUAAUCAUUGCUGCCAUAACACCUUCUUUUACUGCUUUCCUCCUUGAAUCCAGAGAACACAUAUUUAUAAUCAUUUUAAGAGCCUGAGGAAAUGACUUCAGCCUGUGCAAAAGGGAGAAAGAAAAAAAGGCAAAACAUGUCCAAUGUCUUUUAGGUCCUAUAUUGGUUAGGAAUCCUUUGAUUCCAAGUGACAGAAUCCCAAUCCAAACAGACUUAAGCAGAAAAAGGACUAUCAACUCAAAUUAGUGAAAAUCAUACAGGCAGAAAGCCUCAGGCACAGCCUGAACAGGGCUCAGAUAAUGUUAUCAGGAGCCAGACAAUCUCUAGGGUCAUGUCUGUCCUCCCCUCUGCUCUAUUAGGUAGCAAGUUGGUAGAAAUGGCUCUGACCUUCAUGCUUCCAGGGCACAAGCCCAGUUAGAAAGAGCAAGCCUACUUUUUGUGGCCAUACCAGACCAAUCUGAUUUAACCUUUAUGUAACAAAGUUGUGAGUUGUUUUUCAGUUGCCAAUGGACCCUCAGGUCAUGUGCCCUGAGCACACCCAGAUGAACCAAGCCUGCAACCACAGGGGGAACCUAAGCUAAGUGCUCAGUCCAAGGAUGGGGACUGAAUUAAGAAGCAGACACAUGGGAGGAUCCAUGACCGAUCAGAUCAAGCUGUGGUAUCACCCCAUGGCAGGAUCCAGUCAGAUCAUGCCUCCCGGCAUCACCUCAUUGCAAGAUCCAAUCAGAUCAUGCCUCAUUACCCUAUACUUACAAAACCUGACCAAGCCCCCAGCUCUGGGAGAUACUGCUCUGGGAGAUACAGCCCUGGCAUUCUCCUUACUUGUUGCAAGUAAUAAAAUCCCCUUGCUAAAUGCUCCUUGGUUGUGGUCAUUGGGUUGAAUUUGCAAUGGAUGCUAGGAAGGCACAUAACAAAUAUACAUUAUAAACCCAUUGCUGGAUUUCACCGGAUUUGGAUCAGACCCUGUCUGUCUUCCUAUGGGAGAUCAUAUAGUACAAUGCUUAGAACACUGGAUUUUCAGUGGGAUAACUGCUUGCAACAAAGAAAGUAAAAGACAAAUUGAAACACUGGCUUUGGCAUCAAAGUGACAUGGUCAAGUCCUGGUUGUGUCAUUGGUUGAGUCUGUGACCUUGAGCAAGUUAUCUGUUUUUUCAUCUGUAAAUGGGGGUAUCUACCUAAAAGGUUAUGCUGAGGAGUAAAUGAAGCAAUGCACUUGGCACUUAAUAUAGGUUGACUUCAUUCAACAGAUAUUUAUUGAGUGUCUACUGUGUGCUCUGCUCUUAGUGCCUGGCUUAGAGCCCUGAAUAACUAGACAUAUCCCUGCCUGCGUGGAGCAUACAAUGAUGAUAAAUGUUUUCUAUAGAUGAGGAAGAAGCUCAGGGUGCCCAGCGAAUGUAAUCUGACCUAUCCAAGAGGAGAAGCUCUGAGGCUUUCUUGAGGAAGUAACAUCUGAGCUGAAUUCCAAAGAAUGAAAAAAGAAUAUUUCAGUCAACUAGAAUAGCUCGUGCCACAGCCAAGUGAAAGGAGGAAACACACUAUAUUCAAGGAAAUGAAAGAAACCAGACAGGGCUGGGCACCAGAGCCUCAAGGGCAGAUUCUAGGAUGGUUACUAUUUCCAUCAGUUUCUUCCUAAAUCUUGUUAAGACCCUGGGACAAUGAGCCAAAUGCUUAUUUUAAUGGCUGACACACACACACACACACAAAGGUACAUUAAAAUGUCUUAUAUUCUGAAACAUUUUUUAUUCCCAAGUGUUCUAAUAUUCAAAUUGUUUCAUCUGAAUUCCUACAUAGUUCAAACUUGAAUAGAAAGUAAAGCAGACAUUGCCUAAUAGUUCCUUUUGUACUCUUGAUCGUACCAUAAGCCUUCCCCUUUCGUCUUGGUUUAGAAAACACAGAACUUAACAUAACUGAAAUUCUUGUUUAUCUGUUAAAGUAAUUAAAAGUCUGAUGAAUCAUAGCAAACCAGUACCAACAAAAGCAAAAAGGCAAACUGUUCAGUAUCACUUUAACUCUCUCAAUAUUUAAAACCAGAAGCAUUAGGCUACAUUAAAAAAUAAAAAGAAUUCCCUGUUGAACUGUGGAGCCACUGGUUAAUCCCAGUGCCAGAGAAACGGAGCAGAGGUCACCUGAACAAAGGGCAAAGUAAAUAAUGAACCAGCAAUGUGCAAGGUAUUAUUUUGUUUCUAAAGGAAACCAUCUUGGGAACCUGCAGAGAACUACAUGGUAACAUAUAUGUGAACUAGGAAAAUUACCAUUCAGAAUUUACCGUUUUUUGUUUUGUUGUUUUUUGAGACACGGUCUCCCUCUGUGGCCCAGGCUGUAAUGAGGUGGUGUGAUCAUGGCUCACUGCAGCUUCAAUCUCCCAGGCCCAAGUGAUCAUCCUGCCUCAGGCUCCUAAGUAGCUGGGACCACAGGCAUGCACCAGCACACCUGGUUAAUUUUUUUAUUUUUAGUAGAGAUAGGGUCUCACCGUGUUGCCCAGGCUGGUCUCAAACACCUAGGCUUAAGUGAUCCUCCCUCCUCAGCCUUCCAAAGUUCUGGGAUUACAGGCAUUAGCCACCACACCCAGCCCCAGAAUUUAACAUUCUUAAAAGUAAAAAGCAUGAUAGUCUUACUUGAGGCUGCAUGUUUCUCAAUCUUUAAACAUGUAUCUGACACUGCCGGGCACAGUGGCUCGUGCCUGUAAUCCCUGCACUUUGGGAGGCCAAGGUGGGCAGAUUACCUGAGGUCAAGAGUUCAAGACCAGCCUGGCCAACAUGUUGAAACCUCAUCUCUACUAAAAAUACAAAAAGUUAGCCGGGCGUGGUGGAGGCCACCUGUAAUCCCAGCUACUUGGGAGGCUGAGGCAGGAGAAUUGCUUGAACCUGGGAGGCAGAGGUUGCAGUGAGCCAAGAUCACACCAUUGCACUCCAGCCUGGGCAACAAGAGCAAAACACCGUCUCAAAAAAAAAAAAAAAAUGUACCUCACACUGAUGUCAAUCUUCUCUUUGGAAUAAUCCUUUUAUUCCAUGUCCCAAAUAUCUAAUAAUUUCCAUUUCUUAAGUAUCUUCUUUAUGCAAGGCACUAUUUAUUUAUAGAGACAGGAUCUUGCUAUGUUGCCCAGGCUGGUCUCAAACUCCUGGGCUCAAGCAAUUCUCAAGUCUCAGCCUCCCAAAGUGCUGUGAUUACAGGCAUGAGCUAUCACACUCAGCUGGCAUUAACUUUUUAAACAAUUAUUUCACAUAGUACUUAUAACUCUACAAGACAGGGAUAAUUAUCCCCAUUUGACAAAUGAGAAAACAGAUUUGCAUAUUUCUUGUCCAAGGCCAUGAAGUGAGUGUCCACACCAGUGUUCCCAUGCAGUUUGCCUGACUCAGAAGCCCAGGCCUCCCCCACUACACUGUAUAGCUUCCCAAGAUCAUCUUCUGAGUCCAAGAUCUCCAUAUUUGUCUCUUCUCUCCUCCACCAUUUCACUGUGAUGGUCUCCUGAGACUCAUUUGUUCUGUAUUAUUCUAUGUUCAAUCCCUUGACCCUUUCUUCCACUCUUAGGUCAUGAAAAAUCACCUGUGUGAAGAUUCCUAAACCUCAUACUUUUGCCAAUCCUUUGAUAUUUAGAAUUUAACACAGCAAAACCAGAAUACACUGUCUCCUUUCCUAAAUAAAUAACACUGUCUAACUUCUCUACUACCUAUGAUUAUUUCUGUAUUAUUUAAGGAUCAGAUAAAGUGAUGCCCCUUCUACAAAGCAUUCUCUGGCUAUUUCAAGAAACUUCCUCUUUGAGAAAUCUCUUAUCACUAACACCCAGAGGUAUGAUUUCACACCAGCAAUUUCUUCUUUGUUUCUUCUACAUGUCAGACACAUUGCUUAUUACAUAGCACGUGCUCAAAAAGUAUUUACUGAUUAAAUCAUCAUAAGUACUGCCUGUUCUUCUGACAAGGAUUUUUUUGGUGCUGCUUUGCCAGACGCAGACCUCCAUGGCUAGUGACACCCCUGCCCAGGGCCUUACUCCACCCUGGGCUUGCCGCAGGAGACACCUGACCCCCUAAACCCAGCAGGGCUGCACUUGGCUUGUGCUCUGGCUCAGAUCCUGCAACUUUCUGUGGGAUCUGUACUCAGCCUGCAGCUGGGCCAGGUAUGCCAAGACCUGCCUCCAGCUUGGGCGUGGCAUCUGGACGAGGGGAAUGUGGUGACAUCACAAAAACUUGGAGGCACCAUUGACCCCGAAGCCUCAAAGUGGUGUUACAGCAUGUCACAGCCCUGGCUUGGGGAGCCCUUAGAUCUGGACUCCCAGAAGGGCCGCAGCUUUUCUUUCCUUCUCAUCGCCUGCAACGUGACGAGCAGGAAGGGUUGCAGAAGGGUGGUGUGUGCUUCAGUCCAUUUGUGUUGCAGCUCUUUCAGUCCCACCAUUCGGCGGGUCCCUCGGUGGGUCCCAAGUUCUUGUUCCGUGUCCUGGAACAAUGAGGUCCACAUGGCUGCAGUCGGAGGGAGGCGGUGAGCAAGGUGUUCUCCAAGGUCUCAAGGGGCCCCAAGGCUACAAGCCUCUUGCUGAAGGAACAACAGGAGACAGACAGCAGGUGGCGGGGUGUGCCACAGAGAAAAAAAUGUCUUCAGAUAACCAGUGGUCAGCAGAUGAGGAUGAAGGCCAAUUAUCCCGACUAAUCAGGAAAUCUAGAGACUCCCCCUUUGUCCCUAUAGGUAUAGCAGGCUUUGUGACUGUGGUGUCCUGUGGUCUUUACAAGCUAAAGUACAGAAGAGAUCAGAAAAUGUCAAUUCAUCUUAUUCACAUGAGAGUUGCUGCCCAAGGAUUUGUUGUUGGAGCUGUGACUCUAGGUGUUCUCUAUUCUAUGUAUAAGGAUUACAUUAGACCACGAUUCUUCAGUGAGUCCAAAAAAUGAAGCUUACAUGCUGGAAGCAAGAAAGACAAGAAGCUUCUGAAAACUAUUUAUUAUGAAGAAUAAAUUUUCAAUAUGUAGCAAAUUUUACUACACAAGUGUCA
Molecule: messenger RNA, 7083 nt
Organism: Homo sapiens (human)
Lineage: Eukaryota; Metazoa; Chordata; Mammalia; Primates; Hominidae
Gene: HIGD1C
Product: HIG1 hypoxia inducible domain family member 1C
Exons: 6
Coding region: 6545-6982 (145 amino acids)
Cellular component (GO): membrane
Source: RefSeq, a predicted model, not a curated record